CUUGAACUGCGUGGAAUGGAGCCUCCUGCCACCAGCGACCGAGGAGGUGGUUGCGCAGGCUCAGCGGCUGAAGGGCCGUUUCCAGGGGGAUCCUUCUUUUGAGCAUGAGAACAGUGAAGUGAAUGCAGAAGAUGCUGAAACGGUUGAAGGUGAAAAGGAGCCCGUGAUGAAGGAAGAGGCUCGCCUGGUAGCUACGAUAGAACAGAUAGACAGAGCAGUUGGUAUCAUCCCCCGGGGGGCAUUUGUGAAGACUCCUUCUGGGUCUGUGCAUGAAAACAGAAGCUUUGAAGGUCUUUCUCUGAUGGAGGCAAAAAAGUUAAGUUCCUAUUUCCAUUUUACUGAGCCUGUUAACCUGAAGAAUAAAACCCUGCUGGAAAAGGCUGACCUGGACCCAUCCACUGACUUUCUAGACUCUCUGGAGCAUGAUAUCCCACCAGGCUCCUGGACUGUCCAGCUCGAGAGGGGAGGCACUGUGGUGGUACUACGAAGCCUGCUGUGGCCAGGGCUGACAUUCUACCAUGUCCCAAUGACCAAGCAAUAUGGCUACAUCUACUUUGGCACUGGUGAGAAGAAUUUAGAUCUGCCCUUCAUGCUGUGA
Molecule: messenger RNA, 598 nt
Organism: Apaloderma vittatum (bar-tailed trogon)
Lineage: Eukaryota; Metazoa; Chordata; Aves; Trogoniformes; Trogonidae
Gene: RSPH9
Product: radial spoke head 9 homolog (Chlamydomonas)
Exons: 4
Biological process (GO): motile cilium assembly; cilium movement involved in cell motility; axoneme assembly
Cellular component (GO): axoneme; radial spoke
Source: RefSeq, a predicted model, not a curated record